Messenger RNA from Anopheles nili, 883 nucleotides. It is a transcript of the gene Ddrgk1, whose product is annotated as DDRGK domain-containing protein 1. The coding region runs from base 12 to 869 and encodes 285 amino acids. The record is from RefSeq and is a predicted model, not a curated record. The transcript has 3 exons. NCBI's taxonomy places the organism in Eukaryota, Metazoa, Arthropoda, Insecta, Diptera, Culicidae.
AGGUUUGGAAAAUGGAUUUAAUAUUCCUUGUUGGAAUCGCAAUCGCACUGCUGAUUGUCUUGUUAACGCUUGUGUUUCUGAACAAAAACAAAGCGAAGAAAAGCGAGGAUGCAUCACCUGCUGCAGCACAAAACGAAGAAAAUGUUCCACGUCGCGCACAGGUUGUUCGAAAUCAGCGUAAUCGUGCUAGGGUCGCACAAGUAGCUGAACCGGUUGAUAACUCAGAAGAGGAAGAUACGAUUCCUCAAGCACAGCAUGACUAUGGCAGCGAAAAAAUUGGUGCAAAAAAACGAGCGAAGCUAGAAGCAAAGGCUGAAAAGAAAGCUCACCGUGAGCAGGAGCAUCGAUACCGCGAGGAGCAAAAGAAAAAGGAAGUUCUUCUAGAGGAGGAACGACGGAAGCAAGCAGAAAAAGAAGAAAAAGAGGAAAAGGAUCGCGAGGAGGCGGAAAGAUUGGCCCGUGAAGAGAAAGAGCGAAAAGAUCACGAAGAAUACCUCAAGCUAAAGCAAGCAUUUAACGUCGAAGAGGAAGGUUUUGAAGAAGAGAACGCCGAUCAGCAGGAAAAUAGCCUACAAGAAUUUAUCACUUUUAUUAAGGAUAACAAAGUUGUGGUACUGGAAGAUUUGGCCGUUCAUUUCAAACUAAAAGUACAAGCCGUUAUCGAUAGAAUUGGGGAAUUGCAAAAAGAAGAACGAAUCACUGGCGUUAUUGAUGAUCGAGGCAAAUUCAUCUACAUAUCGGAAGAAGAGCUCAAAUCCGUGGCCAAAUUCAUCAAACAAAGGGGCCGUAUUUCUAUUACGGAGUUAGCUGAGAGCAGCAACCAGCUCAUCAAUUUGACUCCGCUGUUAGCUUCUGAAAGCGCUUGUUAGAUAUAUGAAGUGAU